Molecule: messenger RNA, 2290 nt
Organism: Arvicola amphibius (Eurasian water vole)
Lineage: Eukaryota; Metazoa; Chordata; Mammalia; Rodentia; Cricetidae
Gene: Sdad1
Product: SDA1 domain containing 1
Biological process (GO): ribosomal large subunit biogenesis; ribosomal large subunit export from nucleus
Cellular component (GO): nucleolus
Source: RefSeq, a predicted model, not a curated record
CUUCCGGUUACACUGGGACUCACGCGUCUAAGCUGCCGCGGGGACUGGGCAGUGACUGACGGAGGCCUGCGAUUUCCACCAGCUGCUCGCCUGGGAGCCCGUCUGCAGCCACCAUGUCGGGCAGGAACAACAACAAGCUGCCCAGCAACCUGCCGCAGUUACAGAACCUGAUCAAGCGGGACCCGCCGGCCUACAUCGAGGAGUUCCUCCAGCAGUAUAAUCACUAUAAAUCCAAUAUGGAGAUUUUCAAGUUACAGCCAAAUAAACCCAGCAAAGAACUGGCAGAGCUGGUGAUGUUUAUGGCGCAGAUUGCCCACUGCUACCCGGAGCAUCUCAGUAGCUUCCCACAGGAGCUGAAGGAGCUGCUCUCCUACAACCACACCGUCUUGGACCCGGAUCUCCGCAUGACAUUUUGCAAAGCGUUGAUCUUGCUGAGAAAUAAAAAUCUCAUCAACCCAUCAAGUUUGCUGGAGCUCUUCUUCGAGCUCCUGCGCUGCCACGACAAGCUCCUGCGAAAGACUCUAUACACACAUAUCGUGACUGACAUCAAGAACAUAAAUGCCAAACACAAGAACAAUAAAGUAAUGUGGUAAGUGCUGGCGCAGAAUUUCAUGUACACCAUGCUGAGAGAGAACGCGACUGCAGCCAAGAUGUCGCUGGAUGUCAUGAUCGAGCUCUACAGAAGGAACAUCUGGAAUGAUGCUAAAACUGUCAAUGUUAUCACAACUGCCUGUUUCUCAAAGGUCACCAAGAUACUGGUUGCUGCUUUGACGUUCUUCCUUGGGAAAGAUGAGGAAGAGAAACAGGACAGUGACUCCGAAUCUGAGGAUGAAGGACCCACAGCAAGAGACCUGCUGGUGCAGUAUGCCACGGGGAAGAAGGGCUCCAAAAACAAGAAGAAGUUGGAGAAGGCAAUGAAGGUGCUGAAGAAACAAAAGAAGAAGAAGAAACCAGAAGUGUUUAACUUUUCAGCUAUUCAUUUGAUUCAUGAUCCCCAAGACUUUGCGGAGAAGCUUCUGAAGCAGCUAGAGAGCUGUAGGGAGAGGUUUGAAGUGAAGGUGAUGCUCAUGAACCUCAUCUCCAGAUUGGUGGGGAUUCACGAGCUUUUCCUCUUCAACUUCUACCCUUUUGUGCAAAGGUUUCUGCAGCCCCACCAGAGAGAAGUCACGAAGAUCCUUCUGUUUGCUGCACAAGCCUCUCAUCACCUGGUGCCUCCAGAGAUCAUUCAGUCGCUGCUCAUGACGGUGGCCAACAAUUUUGUUACUGACAAGAACUCUGGGGAAGUCAUGACUGUAGGAAUCAAUGCUAUAAAGGAAAUAACAGCUCGAUGUCCUUUGGCCAUGACUGAAGAACUUCUCCAGGACUUGGCUCAGUACAAGACACACAAAGAUAAGAACGUAAUGAUGUCUGCCAGAACUUUGAUCCAUCUCUUCCGGACACUGAACCCUCAGAUGCUGCAGAAGAAGUUCCGGGGUAAACCUACUGAAGCCUCCAUUGAAGCAAGAAUACAAGAAUAUGGAGAGUUAGAUGCUAAAGAUUACAUUCCGGGAGCAGAGGUUCUAGAGAUUGAGAAAGAAGAGGAUGCAGAAAAUGAUGAAGACGGAUGGGAGAGCGCCAGCCUCAGCGGGGAGGAGGAGGAGGGUGAGUGGGUGGACGUGCACCACUCUUCCGACGAAGAGCAGCAAGAAAUUGCCAAGAAGCUGGACAGCAUGCCCAUGGAGGAGCGGAAAGCCAAAGCUGCAGCCAUCAGCACAAGUCGGGUUUUAACACAGGAUGACUUCCAAAAAAUCCGCAUGGCUCAGAUGAAGAAAGAAAUGGAUGCUGCCCCCGGGAAAGCCCAGAAAAGGAAAUACAUAGAAAUCGACAGCGACGAGGAGUCCAGGGGUGAAUUGCUGUCUCUUCGGGACAUUGAACGCCUUCAUAAAAAGCCCAAGUCUGACAAGGAGACAAGACUAGCAACCGCCAUGGCAGGAAGGACAGAUCGAAAGGAAUUUGUGAGGAAAAAAACCAAAAUAAAUCCAUUUUCCAGUUCCACAAAUAAAGAGAAGAAGAAACAGAAGAACUUUAUGAUGAUGCGCUACAGCCAGAAUGUCCGCUCAAAAACCAAGCGCUCCUUCCGGGAGAAGCAGCUAGCACUACGAGAUGCACUUUUGAAAAAGAGGAAAAGAAUGAAGUAACGUAGCAGCAAGUUACCGUUUCCUGCCAUUGCUGUGUGUAUCGACAUGCUGAAAAUUAGUAAAUAUUUGCUUACAUUAAAAGGACAAGAGACACUAUAUUUUGGAAACCACAA